AUGCCCGCUGCCGGAGACGGCAACACGGCCGAGCAACAGCUCACCGUAGCCGUCGAGUUUUCAGGCGGCCUCGAGAUGCUAUUCUCAGACCAGCGCCGCCACUCGCUCUCCUUUCCAUCCAAGGACAGCGACGGCCGGCCCUCCAACAUUGCCUUUCUGAUACAUCACCUCUGCCGGCACGUCAUGAAGGACACGCGCAAGGACCUCUUUGUCCUCGACGACCACCUACGUCCAGGCAUCCUGGUCCUCAUCAACGACGCCGACUGGGAGCUCGAGGGCGAAGAGUCGUACGAGCUAAAGUCCGGCGACAACGUCCUGUUUGUCUCAACUCUCCACGGGGGCUAG
Messenger RNA from Hirsutella rhossiliensis, 345 nucleotides. RefSeq names its product urm1 (Ubiquitin related modifier) domain-containing protein. Gene Ontology annotation, biological process: tRNA thio-modification; protein urmylation. Gene Ontology annotation, molecular function: protein tag activity. Gene Ontology annotation, cellular component: nucleus; cytoplasm. Bases 1 to 345 code for a protein of 114 amino acids. NCBI's taxonomy places the organism in Eukaryota, Fungi, Ascomycota, Sordariomycetes, Hypocreales, Ophiocordycipitaceae. The transcript has 3 exons. The record is from RefSeq and is a predicted model, not a curated record.